AUGAGCAGCUCACCGGGCCGCGAAAACAUCUUGGACACGCCAGAGAGCGCGGAGUUGACUCUGGUGGACAGUCUGCUGCAAGCGGAAAACAUUUACGAGAAUUUGGAAACCACGACAGCCGCGGACAGCGAGCUGGCUAAGAAGCAAAACACAGCGAAAAUAAAUCCACCCGCUACUUCUGCCAUGGACACCCACAAGCAGAACGAUAUGCAGCCCAAGGUGGACGAAAGUAUAAACAAAAAUCCGAAGCAAGCGCAUAAUCAGCAGCACACCAGUCCUGCCCGAACGCAAGGCUUUUUGAACACGGCGAAGCAGUUGGAAAUCAGAGAAAAGACGCCCUACAGUAAAGGUGGAAAGAACAAUGCCAAGGCUGCGAGGCGCAUGGGGGAGCAGAGGGUAGGCAGCGGAACGGGAAGCGAAUCCAUCGUCCGGACUGGAUCGUUCGCGACGGCCGUCGAUGCCGAAUCCGACAUGGAACACGAGAGCGCCGAGGAACACGCGAGCCCGGAACUGGGCAGGAAGGAAAAAAAUAACAGUACUAAAAUCGUCCCGCCGCAGAAGAAACCCAAUAAGAAGCAACCUGCAGUUCUUGGCGAUAGUGGCAUUAACAGUAGCAGUGAGGACAGAGACUACUCCUCGAGUAGCAGUCCAGGUAGCGAGAGCUGCAACAGCAAGUCUUACAACAACAGUAGUUCUUCCUACAGUACUAGCGGGAAGAAUCGAUACAACAAUUAUGACAAUUGUAGCAGCGACGUCUUCAGCAAAUCGCACCGGAAGAUGACCCGCGCGGAGCAGGCAGCAGAGGCGAUGAAGGAGCACCAGGUGGUCACUUGCGCGGACGCCAGUCCGGAGCACGAGGUUUCAUCCCGAAGUUUGGUGCCGCCCUGGCAAAAAGAGGAGGGUGAGCCGCUGUGGGAACUGCGGGAGGUAUAAUUAGCUGCGGAGGUUUCGACGCUUAUUCGACUGCUUCUACUUUUCGUGGCCAAGUUCCUUUGGUCGUGGUCCUUAUUCGCAUCAGGUUACUUUCGCUUUCAGUAAUAUGUCCGCUUUUGUCUCUACUAAAGAAACUGUCUAUGACUUGUCUCAGGUGGUGAUCACGGCUUCGGCUGGGAAUAAGCUAGCUUGGAUCGCGCGGCCCAAGAUCAAAGAGAAAAAGAAGAACCCCGUGAAAAUAAUCUUGGCAGACCACAGCGUUUUCAAGGUAAUAUAAGGCACUUCCGAUAUUACCAGGAUGAGGUGAAACUGAAUGAACGACCUACGACCACGGAUGUUGAAGAGAUUCAUAUAUCAACAUGACUAUGCCUUUGUUUUGGAAAACAAGCUAGAACAAGAAGAUCCGGUGAGAAAAAAAAUCACUCCUAGGUGCAAGUCGCGGAGCUGAUCCAGGGCCGGUGCGCGCACAUGGUCUUGUACCCGAAUCCGAAGGAGAAAACCUGGGACGAGAAGGAAGAUCGCAAGAAGGCGAGACGCAACGAGAGGUGGAACUCCCGAACCCGUGGCUCGGGUUCGGAUGAACAAGGCACCAGUAAUUCGGAACAGGAAAACAAAGCAGCGGAAGAACUUCCCAUUGUGGGAGAAGAGCAAGAGGACUACACUGGAAAAAUUCAGUCGCCCAUUACUGUGACUGCGGUAAACAAGGAGUCGCAGCAGGUACAAUCGCCCGGGGAAGCAGCAGCUGCUGGUGCUGCAGCGAGCUCUAGUACGCCGGACAAGAAGCUGAAAAAGGAUGA
Molecule: messenger RNA, 1730 nt
Organism: Amoebophrya sp. A120
Lineage: Eukaryota; Dinophyceae; Syndiniales; Amoebophryaceae
Source: the annotation of a GenBank genome assembly